CAUUACUAACUUUGACCUCCAUGAUAAUYUGAAAACUAUUUUUUGCUCUGAAUUCUUCGCUAAAAAACUAUUUAAAAAUGGUGGUUCUUCGAGCCAAACUCUUAAUUGCAGGCGAUUCUUGUGUGGGUAAAACUGCACUUACUCAAGUAUUUCAUAGUGAUGGCUCUCAAUUUCCUAAAAACUAUACUUUGACUGUUGGGGCAGAAGUGUCGGUCAAAACUGUACAUAUUCCUGAGACCUCGGACUCUGUGGAGUUGUACAUCUUUGAUUCUGCUGGUAAAGAGCUGUUCUCAGAGACAGUACAACAAUAUUGGGAGAAUACUAAUCUUAUUAUGGUGGCAUAUGAUGUAUCCAAUGAACAGUCAUUUAAUGCUUGUAAUAAAUGGCUUGAAAGAUGCCGAGCUGCAACACCUUACCAAAGUGUACCAGGUGCUCUGAUUGCUACCAAAACUGACCUCAAACAGCGAAGAGUAAUAUCAGCCAAGGAAGGAAAGGAAUUUGCCAGCUCAAAGGAUUUGGAAUAUUUUGAGUGUUCUGCUAAAGAACACCAGAAUGUGGAAGCACCGUUUUACUUUCUGGCCCAAGAAUUCCACAAAAUCUAUCAUGAAAAACUUGAAGUUAUGAAGUCUUUAACAUGACUGGCUUAUUCUUGCAUGAAAUCCUCUAACUUCUGGACCUAUUCUUUACAAUUCUGGUAUCUGGUUCCAUUCCUAAAAAAUAUGAUUUCCUUAUUUAAUCAUUAGUAGUCUAGCUCUUUAAAAACAUGAUACUAGAACAAAACCUUCACCAUCCUUUUUUGGAAUCAACAUCUUCAUCAGUUGCCGCUGUGCCAUGAGUGGCCUAAGGCCUUUUUAAAAAUAGCUGUAUAAAAAUGUAGAAUAUGAAAAACAGUUGCACACUAGGACAUUGACAUAAGGACUAGAAGAGGCCUGAGUGUAAAUAUGUAAAUAAUGACAAAAAAAUUCUCAUAUGGCAAUUGUUUUGCAUAUACUGAUUCACUUUUUAGACUUGAUAGGAGUUGCGCAUAAUAAAAAACUUCCAUAAGGCCCUAGUAUAUUUAUAGUAUUAUCUGGAAUUAACUGCAAGUAAUCCUGCAGAUUAAGUUAACAUAUAAAGAUUACAUUUAAUAAAGUUCAUUCAUUUAA
Actinia tenebrosa (Australian red waratah sea anemone) is the source of this 1145-nucleotide messenger RNA. Its product is annotated as intraflagellar transport protein 27 homolog. Gene Ontology annotation, molecular function: GTP binding; GTPase activity. The record is from RefSeq and is a predicted model, not a curated record. NCBI's taxonomy places the organism in Eukaryota, Metazoa, Cnidaria, Anthozoa, Actiniaria, Actiniidae.